GCCCGGGCUGCAGCCCGGCACGCCGUAGCCGGAGAACCCGCGAGCCAGCGAGCGGCGGCUGCGGCCUCCCCUGCGCACUGCGAUCCCGGCCGUCCGAGCCGGCGGCCCCGCUCAUCCGGGGGCCCGCGCCCCCCGCGGCAGGGAUGCAUCAUGGCCACGCUGGCUUGCCGGGUGCAGUUCUUGGACGACACGGACCCCUUCAACAGCACCAACUUCCCCGAGCCCAGCCGGCCGCCGCUGUUCACGUUCCGCGAGGACCUCGCUCUCGGCACCCAGCUGGCCGGGGUCCAUCGGCUGCUGCGGGCGCCGCACAAGCUUGAUGACUGUGCUCUGCAGCUGUCCCACAAUGGCACCUACCUGGACCUGGAAGCCACCCUGGCAGAGCAACGUGAUGAGCUGGAAGGCUUCCAAGAUGACGCAGGGCGGGGAAAGAAGCACAGCAUCAUCCUAAGAACUCAGCUGUCCGUGAGGGUCCAUGCCUGCAUCGAAAAACUGUACAACUCCAAUGGGCGAGAUCUAAGACGGGCCCUUUUCUCCUUGAAGCAGAUCUUUCAGGAUGACAAGGACUUGGUGCAUGAGUUUGUGGUGGCGGAAGGGCUGACGUGCCUGAUCAAGGUGGGAGCGGAAGCGGAUCAGAACUAUCAGAACUACAUCCUGCGGGCGUUGGGCCAGAUUAUGUUGUAUGUGGAUGGGAUGAAUGGAGUAAUAAAUCACAAUGAAACCAUUCAGUGGCUGUACACUCUCAUUGGUUCAAAGUUCCGCCUGGUGGUGAAGACGGCCCUGAAGCUGCUGCUCGUUUUUGUGGAGUACUCGGAGUCCAAUGCACCUCUUCUGGUCCAGGCCGUCUCAGUGGUAGACACCAAACGAGGUGUCAAACCCUGGACAAAUGUCAUGGAAAUCCUUGAGGAGAAAGAUGGAGUAGACACAGAGCUGCUGGUUUAUGCAAUGACUUUAGUUAACAAGACGCUAUCGGGAUUGCCGGACCAGGACACCUUCUACGACGUGGUGGACUGCCUGGAGGAGCUGGGCAUUGCGGCUGUGUCCCAGAGGCACUUGAACAAGAAAGGGACUGACUUGGACUUGGUGGAGCAAUUUAACAUCUAUGAGGUGGCGCUCAGGCACGAGGAUGAUGACGAGGUGGCUGAGCCACCCCCUAGCGGGUGCCGGGACCAGAGACGAGCCAGCGUGUGUUCUGGAGGCAGUGGUGAGCAGCCAGGUCUAGACCGCAGAAGGAGUCGCAGACAUUCGAUUCAGAACAUCAAGAGUCCACUCUCAGCUCCCACAAGCCCCUGCUCCCAGUCAGCUCCUGGCUUCAAACCCAGCCAAGUGCGAGAGCUCCGUGAAAAGGAAGAGGAGGAGGAGGAGGAGGAAGAAGAGGAGCAGCCAGUCACGGAGCCCAAUUCAGAGGAAGAGAGAGAGGACGAUGCCCAAUGUCAGGGCAAGGACAGCAAGGCCUGCUCUGUGUUUGAGCACAGCCCUUCUGGAAAGGAUGCUACUACCCAGAUUUCUGCCCCUCCAGCCGACUCCAGUGCCAUCUUGCAGGAAAAUUGGCUUCCAGUUGGCAAUACGAUGAGGAACCCCCGCUGCAGCGGGUCCUCGGUGCCUGAGGCUGUCCGGCCUGCCCUCCUAUCACCCCCCAGCCCUGCCUUGGCUGCUCGGCCCCCCUCCUGCACGCCUGGCUUCCCAAAAACAUCACCGACCGUAGAGCGGCUACCCUAUGUGCCACACAGCCCCUUUCACCUGUUCUCCUAUGACUUUGAGGAGUCGCCCUUGAACACCAAGGAGAAGGAAGCGGAGGCCCAGCAGGAGAGCAGGUAUGCCAACUUUGGUAACAACCCUUACCACACCGCAAGGCAAUCUGCUGGCCCCGGGGCACCCCCCACUACUGCCUCCUCCGUUUCCCUGCCUCAGGAAGCCAAGUCCCCAGAAAGGUCAUCACUGAGUGGUCUCCUCACCUCAUCCUUUAAGCAGCACCAAGAGUCACUGGCAGCUGAGAGAGAAAGGCGGCGGCAGGAGAGAGAAGAACGGUUGCAGAGAAUAGAGCGGGAAGAAAGGAACAAAUUCAACCGAGAGUAUCUGGACAAAAGAGAAGAACAAAGACAAGCAAGAGAAGAAAGAUACAAAUACUUGGAGCAGUUGGCAGCUGAGGCACACGAGAAGGAGCUGAGAAGCCGGAGUGCAAGCCGGGCCAGAGCUGACCUCUCCUUGGACCUGACCUCCCCAGCAGCUCCUGCCUCCUCUGCCCCUCUGAGCCAUAGCCCUUCAUCUGCGGACUCACAGGAGGCUCAUCCAGUGCCAUUGUCCUCCCCUGGAUCACCUCAGCAUCCCCAAGCAAGUGCUUGCUAUCCUGAAGCCAAACCAGCCGCCAAGCGGGGACCAGCAGUCAACGUGGGACAGAUUGUCGAUAAAGACAGCCAGGACAUAGCCACUGCCCCAAGCGGAGAAGAAGAGAGUGAGGUGGAGCGGCCACAGGAGCAGGAAGAACAAGCCUCUCUCAGUGAGAAAGAGAGGCAGAACGAGGAGGUGAACGAGAGGGACAACUGCUCUGCCUCCAGCAUCUCAUCGUCCAGCAGCACUUUGGAGCGGGAGGACAAAGAGGACAAGCUCUGCAGGGACAGGGCUCCUGGUUUGUGGUCUGCAGGCGUUCAAGAUGCAGGUGUAAAUGGACAGUGCGGCGACAUCCUCACCAACAAACGGUUCAUGCUGGACAUGCUGUAUGCCCACAACAGAAAAUCCACGGAUGAUGAAGAGAAGGGUGAGGGCGAAACGGAGAGGACCGAGCAGGAGGCGGAGGUGGUAGCCAGCCUUGCCACCAGGAUAUCCACCCUGCAGGCCAGCUCACAGGUUCAGGACGAGAGCAUUAGGAGGUCAGACGUUGGCUGCUUGGACAACCGAGGCAGCGUGAAAGCUUUCGCUGAAAAAUUCAACAGUGGGGACCUAGGAAGAGGUUCCAUGUCUCCUGAUACUGAGAUCAGUGACAAGGGUCCGGAGGUGGCACCUGCGCAGCUGAAGACAGAGUCUGAUUACAUCUGGGACCAGCUCAUGGCCAAUCCGAGGGAGCUCAGAAUCCAGGACAUGGAUUUCACUGACCUGGGGGAGGAGGAUGACAUUGAUGUGCUGGAUGUGGACUUGGGCCACAGGGAUGCCCCAGGGCCACCUCCCCCACCUCCACCCACCUUUCUGGGCUUGCCACCCCCGCCCCCUCCGCCCCUACUUGACGGUGUGCCUCCCCCUCCAGUCCCCGGUAAUUUAUUGGCUCCUCCUCCUCCAGCAUUCAGCACUCCUCAGGGCUUAGGGUGGUCCCAGGUAGGCAGGGGUCAGCCUGCAUUCGCUAAGAAAAAGAAGACUAUCCGUCUGUUUUGGAACGAGGUACGGCCCUUUGAGUGGCCGUGUCCCAACAAUCGCCGUUGCAAAGAAUUCCUGUGGUCGAAACUGGAACCCAUUAAGGUGGACACUUCCAGACUGGAGCACCUGUUUGAGUCCAAAUCCAAGGAACUGUCUGUUACAAAGAAAACAGCUGCCGAUGGGAAAAGGCAAGAGAUUAUUGUUCUGGAUUCCAAGAGGAGUAACGCCAUCAAUAUCGGCCUGACGGUGCUGCCCCCUCCGAGAACAAUUAAGAUUGCCAUCUUGAAUUUUGAUGAAUAUGCCUUAAACAAAGAAGGAAUUGAGAAAAUUCUAACCAUGAUUCCCACUGAAGAGGAGAAGCAGAAGAUUCAGGAAGCUCAACUGGCCAAUCCUGAAGUGCCACUGGGCAGUGCCGAGCAGUUCCUCCUCACACUGUCUUCCAUCAGUGAGCUCUCUGCUCGGCUCCACCUCUGGGCAUUCAAAAUGGACUACGAGACCACAGAGAAGGAAGUAGCAGAACCACUUUUGGACCUGAAGGAAGGCAUAGACCAGUUGGAAAAUAAUAAAACUUUGGGCUUCAUCCUGUCUACUCUGCUGGCCAUUGGGAACUUUCUAAAUGGAACUAAUGCCAAAGCAUUUGAGUUAAGCUACCUCGAGAAGGUUCCAGAAGUCAAAGACACAGUGCACAAGCAGUCGCUCCUCCACCAUGUGUGCACCAUGGUGGUAGAGAACUUCCCAGACAGCUCUGAUCUAUACUCGGAGAUCGGGGCCAUCACCAGGUCAGCCAAGGUUGACUUUGAUCAGCUUCAGGAUAAUUUGUGUCAGAUGGAGAGGAGAUGCAAAGCUUCAUGGGAUCACCUGAAGGCAAUUGCAAAACAUGAAAUGAAACCAGUUCUAAAGCAGCGGAUGUCAGAGUUCCUGAAAGACUGUGCAGAACGGAUUAUCAUCUUGAAGAUUGUCCAUCGGAGGAUAAUUAACAGGUUCCACUCCUUUCUGCUCUUCAUGGGGCACCCACCAUAUGCGAUCCGGGAGGUGAACAUUACCAAGUUCUGCAGGAUCAUCAGUGAGUUCGCGCUGGAGUACCGCACCACCCGGGAGAGGGUUCUGCAGCAGAAACAGAAGCGGGCCAACCACAGGGAGAGGAACAAGACGAGAGGCAAGAUGAUCACCGAUACUGAUGACGAGGAUGAAGGCGAGUCUGGCAAGUUCUCAGGCACUUCCCCGGCACCCCCGAGCCAGCCACAGGGUCUAAGCUACGCCGAGGACGCCGCUGAGCAUGAGAACAUGAAGGCUGUGCUGAAGGCCUCUUCUCCUGCUGUGGAGGACGCCACACCGGUGCUGGGCAUCCGCACCCGCAGCCGCGCCAGCAGAGGGUCAACUAGCUCAUGGACUGUGGGAACCGAUGACUCUCCUAAUGUCACAGAUGACGCGGCCGAUGAGAUCAUGGACCGCAUCGUCAAGUCAGCCACGCAGGUGCCCAGUCAGCGAGUGGUACCUCGGGAGAGAAAACGGUCCCGGGCCAACAGGAAGUCUUUGCGAAGGACCUUGAAGAGUGGCCUGACUCCAGAAGAGGCUAGAGCCCUGGGUCUGGCUGGCACCUCUGAGUUGCAGCUGUGACACUCAUAGGAGAUCCUGAGAAGUGUACGGAGCAGAGAGCAAGCCAUUGUUGGCUGCAGCCCCUUCUGCACGGAAAAGGGGGAGACUGGACAUUAACACCCAAGGGUGCUGGAAGCGAGGACUCCUCCGG
Molecule: messenger RNA, 5092 nt
Organism: Ochotona princeps (American pika)
Lineage: Eukaryota; Metazoa; Chordata; Mammalia; Lagomorpha; Ochotonidae
Gene: FHOD3
Product: formin homology 2 domain containing 3
Exons: 28
Coding region: 151-4962 (1603 amino acids)
Biological process (GO): cortical actin cytoskeleton organization; actin filament network formation; sarcomere organization
Cellular component (GO): cytoplasm; cytoskeleton
Molecular function (GO): actin filament binding
Source: RefSeq, a predicted model, not a curated record